This is a messenger RNA of Cladophialophora bantiana CBS 173.52, 870 nucleotides long. RefSeq lists its product as uncharacterized. The transcript has a single exon. Bases 1 to 870 code for a protein of 289 amino acids. NCBI's taxonomy places the organism in Eukaryota, Fungi, Ascomycota, Eurotiomycetes, Chaetothyriales, Herpotrichiellaceae. The record is from RefSeq and is a predicted model, not a curated record.
AUGACCAACUUUCUCAAUCUCCCCCCCGAGCUUCGCCAGAAUAUCUACGACUUCAGUCUACCGGUACAGCAGCUGAAAGCCCAGGAUUUCUACGACCCUGCUUGGUCAGACGCUGAGAAACCGGCCGGCAUCCCAAGCCUUUUCUUCGUCAACAAAGCCGUCUCUGAAGAAGCAGCGGCGGCGUUCUAUUCUCGAGCUGUGCUCAACGUCGCCCCCUUGCGCCCAGCUCCCUAUUUAUUUGAUUCUCUGACCAGCAACGGACCCAAGCUUAACCUAGCCUUCGGCUUGGACGUCGAGUUUUCCUCCUGCCCGCGGCGCCAUCUGCAGCGGAUAACAACAGCACGCAUUUACAGCGGACAGCAUGAUGCCAUUUCGGCCGAGGCUUAUGAGGCUCUCCUCCGCUGGCUUGUCGAUAACACGGCCGUGCAGAUGAUUCAUUUGUCUCGGCGCCUGAUGACGAGAUUACGAAGGGCGAGAGCGGAUAUCAAUGCGACAUUCGACUUGCGUGCAGCUGCCCCUAGUCUGUCUUUGUUACGAACUAUUUAUGUGUACAGUGCUUAUGAUCGAUCGCCCUGGGAGGUGACACGCAUGCAUGGGCUAGAGCAGGUUUUAGGUGAGACCAGAUUGCCUGGAAUACAAGUCUAUGUUCUUGAGAAAGGCGGUCAAAAUGAUGCACUCCUGGAUCCUCGAUGGGAUGCACGAAGGAGCGAUGACAACCAAAGACGAGACAUGAUGCACAACAUCUCGGGCUGGUUGGAUUCCCUACUGGCCGGGGACCCUGCCGCUGAACAAAAAGGCCGUGCAGAAGAUGAGCCCCGUUUAUACCAGGUGUGCUUCGUUUUUCAACGCUCCCAGCCAAGGACAGGAUAG